AUGAAAGAUAGUCUAGGAACGAUCUCCGCUGUGGUAACGAUGGUGACUUCAAUGAUGGGCACAGGAAUCAAUUUCAUGCCGGUUGCAUUCCAAAAUGUGGGAUAUGUCAGGGGUAUUAUUUUGAUUAACUUUGUGGGGUUUCUGACAUUUUUUUCACUGUUUGCAAUUUCAGUAGCAGCACGCAUGUCUAAGGACAGUGUGCCGACAUACUCGUCUCUUGCAUCGCACAUAUCGAAGUAUUUGAAAAUUCUGGUGGAUGUUUCUACGUUUGUCAGCUGCUUUGGAUCAAACAUAUUUUUCUACAGAUACCUUGCAGGACUUAUACAAAAGGUGAUUGUGUCUUUCUUUGGAUAUGCAGAUAUUAGUUCUGAGAUGGGAAGGAAGGCGAUCGUUAUAGCGAUGCUUGUUCCUUUCUGUUUAUUGUCUCUGAAGAAGAACUUGUCAAGUCUUAAGAUUUCAUCGUACAUUACAGUUCUCUCUGUGAGCUAUCUUGCACUGCUGAUGGUUGCAUACUGUGUAUUCAUAGGAGACACAUGCUCAGACGAGCUAAUCAAGAUGCAUGGACCUAACUUUUCAAGUGGAAUCUCAUACUUCAUUCUAGCACUGUCAUGCCAGGCAAACAUGGUGAAGACAUACACUGAGCUGGAGGUGCAGACAGUAGGCAGUAUUGUGAAGGUGGCGCUGGGAGCAUCGCUUUUUGGAACACUGAUAUACGGAACAGUUGGCCUGUGUGGAUACAUUGUCUUUGGAGAUUCAAUAAGAGGGUCUGUGAUAGACUUGCUGAUUGAUCCGAGCAGUAACAUCAACAUAUACCUGAAAAAACACACAAUUGACUCAUAUGCAAUAUCAUCAAAGAUUGCAUGCUUUGGGGCAAUAAUGGUUUUGUUUGGAGCGUUUCCUAUGCAAAUGAACCCGAUGUGCGAGAUCAUACUGAGCUACAUGGCAAAGGAUAGCAGAAACGUAGAUAUGCUUUGGAAGAGGGUGAUCUAUGUAGUUAUGGCCGCCUUUCUUUUGCUUGCGCUGAUGAAGGAUCUCAAUAUUGACACCAUAUUGCAGUUUGUGUCAAUAACUGCGAUCAACUUAACAUCUUUUACGUAUCCUUCAAUAUAUUACUUGUUUGCCAAGAAAAAUGUAAGUAUAACAACGAUUCUGGCAGGAGUCAUGGGAAUAGGCAGCAUUGUUUCCAUGGUGUACAUGACACUUGACAUACUGUAA
Ordospora colligata OC4 is the source of this 1215-nucleotide messenger RNA. RefSeq names its product amino acid permease. The transcript has a single exon. Gene Ontology annotation, biological process: amino acid transmembrane transport. The record is from RefSeq and is a predicted model, not a curated record. Gene Ontology annotation, molecular function: amino acid transmembrane transporter activity. Bases 1 to 1215 code for a protein of 404 amino acids. NCBI's taxonomy places the organism in Eukaryota, Fungi, Microsporidia, Ordosporidae.